UGCCUUUACUAUGAUCCCCAAAGAAUUGAUGCACGUAUGAAACAUGGAAUAUAUUAUUUUAACAAAUCAAAUUGGAGUAUAGCUAUGCAUGAUUUUACAAUGGUGAUUAAAAAAGAUCCAAAACAUGCAGAGGCAAGAACCUACAGAGGAAGAAUAUACAUUAAGCAAGAACAAUAUAAAAAUGCAGCUGAAGAUUUAGCUGCUGCAAUUCAUUUGAAUCCCCGUAACUGGAUUGCAUUCUAUUACAGAGGUUGCAUUUUGAGGAAAAUUGAUCCGAAACAGUCUCUGCAGGACUUAAGUGUUUCUGUCCUUCUCAAUCACAAAUAUGACAAUAUUUGUGCUUACCUUCAUCGUGGGAUCUUGUAUGCAGAAUUGAGACAGUGGCCCCUGGCUAUCUGUGAUUUUGAAAAUGCAAUUGCUUUGGACAGGAAUUUUACAACACCUUAUAUAAACAUUGGAUUGAUUAUGAUGUUGCAUUCGGAUCUGUAUUUUGAUGCUAUUGUACGGUUCACUGAAGCCAUCCGGGUUGAUCCAUUAGAUAUUAGACCUUAUUUGUGCAGAGCGCAAGCUUACCAAAAGGUUCAUGAUUUAAAGAAUUCAGUUAAAGACAUAAAUCGAGCCAUUCAUCUCCAUCCCAACUUACCCUAUUUAAUCUUAACAAGGGGGCAGUAUUUACUACAAAUGAAGCAUUUUAAACUUGCAAGUUUCUGUAUACACCAAGUGGCAGAAAUGGACAAAGGAUCUCUUGGAUGUUCACUUGUUCAAGAAGCACUUGUACAGUCAUUUUGUCAAAACUAUAACAAGGCUAUUGAGUGUGCCAUUGCAGCUACGAGAAACCAACCUGAGCCUGCUAUAUAUUGUCUACUUGGAAAAAUCCAGAUGAAAGCCAAAAAAUUCAAG
Messenger RNA from Thamnophis sirtalis, 900 nucleotides. The record is from RefSeq and is a predicted model, not a curated record. NCBI's taxonomy places the organism in Eukaryota, Metazoa, Chordata, Lepidosauria, Squamata, Natricidae.